CAGGUAGACAGGGAGGGUGUCUCUCGGUAUGUUAGGCAGCCACACGGAAGUAUGCUUCCAGCGCGUGCAGCGUGCUGAAAUGACAGUAGGCGGUUGUCAGCUGUUCACAGCUGGUCUCUCAUCAUGGCACCCAAAGACCCUCUACUCGGCACUCUCAAAGUGUGUGUGCUCAACCUGCAGUCAGAUGGAGACACGGUGACUGACAGCAACCCUCAUCUCGCCUCCUGCUGUGAGCUUCUUGAGCUGCUCCUCAGAAAAGGGCUCCAACAGCCAGUUCUUAGUUUAGUACCCAGAGACUACUGGCAGUGUUUUGAGCAGCUUCCCCACCAAGAUGCCUGUGGCAGGCUGUCUGCUCUGUCUUUGGCAGUGGAGCAGACCAGAGUUUGCAGUAAACUGCUCUCAGCUCAAGGCCGAGGUCGUUACCUACUCAGACUGGCUCUCAGUCGCAAGGUCCUGCCACAGUUCAUCACACACCUGCUGCACACACCCAGAGUCCUGGAGUGGUACAGCCCAGCCGUUUCAAUCCUUAGGAAUGAGGAAUUUGUGGAGCCUUUCAUGUCGCUGCUGCUGGUCCUCUCUCACAUGGAGUUCAAACUGGACAUGGAGAAUUGCAGUUUUCUGGAUGAGAGCUGGCUUCUACCGGUGUGUGACAUAUAUGAAGUGGUGCCAUGUCGGGAGUUGGGGAUGGUGUUGAGGUAUCUCAGUGGGCGCGUCUUCAUCCUGGAGCUGAUACCCGGUUGCCAGGCUCACGUCGACAAGUUCGCCUCUCCCGGCGACAUCAUUGAUGAGGUCAACGGCACUUCACUGAGGAAUUCUAAGAACGGACAGGCAGGCACGGUUCUGUCUCGACUGAGGGGCCGUCCUCUGUCCAUGCGGAUCCUGCGAUGGAGGGCCCAUGACGGGACGGUGUAUCGGCCUCUCAUCAAACUCCUGCGGGCCCUGAGGGUGGAGAACCCAAAGCUGCAGCUGGGCCCUGCUCCAACCCAACAGACGACCGCCAAAGACCAGAAACAGUCCUCGUCACAGUGUCUGAAAGAAGGAAGGCGAGUCAUUUACUAAAUCCUUAAAAGUAUAAACAACGUUUUUUUUGACAAGUG
This is a messenger RNA of Scomber japonicus (chub mackerel), 1097 nucleotides long. RefSeq lists its product as uncharacterized. The transcript has 10 exons. Gene Ontology annotation, molecular function: protein binding. The record is from RefSeq and is a predicted model, not a curated record. The coding region runs from base 124 to 1059 and encodes 311 amino acids. Lineage: Eukaryota; Metazoa; Chordata; Actinopteri; Scombriformes; Scombridae.